AUGCUUGCAAACAAAACCCUUCGUGUCCUGGCUCUUUCGUCCCUGGCCCUUGCACAGCUAGAUCCCCGAGCCAGUUUGAGCUCCGACCAGAACUCCGCUCUGGACCUGCUCAUGCCCUCGCUCUUUGGCUGGCAGGAUCUUGUUUCCGAGGCAGGCCAGAGCAUUGAGUGCGCGGCGUGCCAAGCUGCCCUUGUAGCAGUGAACGCUGCCGUGGACAUUAUUGGCGAGGACCUGACCUUGGAAAUUGUAAAAGACAUCUGCCAGGGCUUCCAGAAAGAGGACGUCUGCGACGGCGUGGUGACAGAGCUGGGCCCUGUGGUACUUAAGAUGGUCACCAGCUCCUCCGACUCGCUUCUGGGCUAUGGCGGCGAGCUCAUUUGCAACUCUUUCCUCACCACGUGUCCGGACUUUGAGCCGCACACCAUGGACUUUGCUCCGUCUGCCGUCUCCGGUGCCGUCACCAACUACGCUUCCAAUGCGACCUCCAAAAACGUGCUGACAGUUUUGCACAUCUCCGACAUCCACUACGACCCGGACUAUCUAGUGGGCUCGGAGGCCGACUGCGACUAUCCGCUGUGCUGCGAGGCGCGCACGCAGGAGUCCAGCACCGCCAAGACCCCGGCGACCAGGUUUGGAGCGUACCAAUGCGACGUUCCGUUGGAUCUGGUGCAGAGCUUUGGCGAGAACCUGGAGGCCACCAUUGGCGGGGCACCGGACUUUGCGCUCUUCACGGGGGACGUUCCCCCACAUAACGUCUGGUACGACAACGCAACGACCGUGACGGAGGCGUUUCAGAUCUACAGCACGCUGGCAAAGUACAUAAAGUCGCCGCUGUACGGCACUAUGGGCAACCACGACACCGCCCCGGUGAAUCUCCUAGAGCCAGCGGAAAUCGGCAAUCUCAGCAACCAAUGGGCCCUCGACAGUCUGGGCAGCUACUUCCAGCAGUGGCUGCCGACGGCCACCGUGCGACAGUUUGAAAACUCACACGGCGUGUAUGCUGUGCGUCCUGCUCCGGGGCUCAAGCUCAUCAACCUCAACACUGUCGACUGCUACAACUUCAACUUUUACAUCCUGUACAACAGCGGUGCCGACCUUGAUCCGAACGGACAGCUGCAGUGGCUGGUGAACGAGCUGAGCGACAGCAAGCGGCGGAACGAGUCUGUCUGGAUCCAGGCGCACAUUGCGCCGGGCGACGCCGACUGCAUCGUGCCGUGGUCGAACCUGUACAACUCCAUCGUGGUGGACUAUUCGGAUAUCAUCAAGGCCCAAUUCUUUGGCCACAGCCACGAGGACAAGUUCAUUCUCAACUACGACUCGCAGGGCACAGCCGUCGGAGUGCAGUACCUGGCUCCGUCCAUCACCACCUUCACAGACCUCAACACCGGCUACAGGGUGUACAAGGUGGAUCCAAAUACGUACGAGGUGGUCGACUCGCUCACGUACUACGCGGACAUAGCAGCCACCGACAACAGCACGCCGCCAAAGUGGCAGCUUGAGUAUUCGGCCAGAGAAUACUAUCCGUCGUGGCCAGCUACCAGUCCGCUUAACGCAACGUUCUGGGAGAGAGUGCUGCAGGUGUUGGAGACCAACAACACCGCGUUUGAGCUCUACAGCAAGUACAUGUCCAAGAGCUCCUCGGCAUCCGAGGUGUGCACCACGAACGGGUGCAAGGAGCAGUACAUUGCGCAGAUCAAGAGCGGCAACACGCGAAACAAGUACUAUGCGCCACUCAUCGACCUUGACGCCGACGCCAACUUAACGGACAUCGCCACGGCCGUUUCCGGUGCCAAACAGGGAAACUCCAGCAGAGCUCUGACCAGAAGGUGUUUACAUGUAUAA
Messenger RNA from Ogataea angusta, 1842 nucleotides. RefSeq lists its product as uncharacterized. The record is from RefSeq and is a predicted model, not a curated record. Gene Ontology annotation, molecular function: sphingomyelin phosphodiesterase activity. The transcript has a single exon. Lineage: Eukaryota; Fungi; Ascomycota; Pichiomycetes; Pichiales; Pichiaceae. Gene Ontology annotation, biological process: sphingomyelin catabolic process. Bases 1 to 1842 code for a protein of 613 amino acids.